GUGAAAUGGCACCAUGAAUUCUGACAACAUUGCUGCCAAAAUCGUAAAAAAAAUUGCCUAAAACUCGCAACGCCAGAGAUAUCACGAGGCAACACGCACAUGAACGGAUAAAGAACGUACAGAACUAGCCAUGGAUAGGCUCGAUAGACAAAACGGAUUUAUAACACCACCAGACGCACCGAUUUUCGAGCCGACUGAGGAAGAAUUUACCGAUCCGCUGGCUUACAUUGCUAAAAUUCGACCUGUAGCCGAAAAAUAUGGAAUAUGCAAAAUAAAACCCCCACAGGAAUGGCAGCCACCUUUUGCUGUAGAUGUGGACAAUUUCAGAUUUGUACCAAGGGUUCAAAGACUUAACGAAUUAGAGGCUGGCUCCAGAGUGAAGCUGAACUUUUUGGAUCAGUUGGCAAAGUUCUGGGAACUGCAGGGCACCCACCUGCGUAUCCCCAAUAUAGAGAGGAAGGCUCUGGACCUGUUCAAACUCCACAAGACUGUGCAGGAUGAGGGGGGCUUUGAGACAGUCAGCAGGGACAGGAAGUGGACCAAGGUGUCCAAUGUCAUGGGCUAUCCUCAUGGAAGAGGGGUGGGCUCUAUCCUCCGGGGACAUUAUGAGAGGAUGCUCUACCCCUUUGACAUCUUCCGCUCUGGAGCCACUUUGGACCCCUCGGCAUCCAAGCGUGACAACCUGGUCUAUGAUGAUGAUGACAAGAAGAAGGAUGAGGACUACAGACCCCAUGGAGUGUCCACCAAGGGUCAGGCGGCCAGCAGUCGUAGGUCUAAGAGGUACAACAGGGAUGUCUCUUCUCCUGAACCAAGCCCUGUCAAGGUCAAACAAGAACCUAAGCUUGAAGCCACUGAGGGCCAGGAGGAGCCUUAUAUUGACUACUCUGCCAACAAUGAGAUGAGGAAGCUUCAGUUUUUUGGAGCAGGACCUAAGGCUGCAGUCCCUAUCACUGUAAAAGAGGAAAAAGAGGUCAAAGAGGAGGGCAGUGGCAGGAAGAAAUACACAGCAAGUAGCAAGAGUGUUAACUAUAUUGACCUGUACAUGUGCCAUACAUGUGGUCUGGGAGAUGACGAGGACAUGAUGUUACUGUGUGAUGGCUGUGACGAUGCUUUCCACACAUACUGUCUGGUACCACCACUACAGGAAGUUCCUAAGGGAGACUGGAGGUGCCCUACAUGUGUUGCCAAGGAGGUGAACAAACCCAGGGAGGCAUAUGGCUUUGAGCAGUCUCAGAGAGAGUACAGUCUACAGUCCUUCGGGGAGAUGGCUGACGAGUUCAAGAGCACUUACUUCAACAUGCCAGUUCAUCUUGUGCCAUGUUCUACAGUGGAGAAGGAAUUCUGGCGUUUGGUGAACAGUCUGGAGGAUGAUGUAUUUGUGGAGUAUGGGGCUGACAUCCACGCCUCAGAGUGUGGCAGUGGCUUUCCCACCAAGGAGACCAAGGACCAGUUUCCUGAAGAUGAGGAAUACAUCAACUCUGGCUGGAACCUGAAUAACCUUCCCAUCCAGGAGAAGUCUGUGCUCAGUCAUAUCAAUGCUAAUAUAUCUGGGAUGAAGGUGAGUGAGGAGAACCACUCCAUCCACAGGGUGCAUUGUUCCAAUAAUUUGAAAUUCCGUUACUGGAAUAUUUGGUCAAAUCGUAGUAGCAUGAAAUGGUCAAACUAUACUCUGUAUAUGAUGUCGAUUGUUGUGGUAAUUUUAUGAAGAAAAUUAU
Lingula anatina is the source of this 1715-nucleotide messenger RNA. RefSeq names its product lysine-specific demethylase 5A. Gene Ontology annotation, molecular function: histone H3K4me/H3K4me2/H3K4me3 demethylase activity; DNA binding. The record is from RefSeq and is a predicted model, not a curated record. Gene Ontology annotation, biological process: chromatin remodeling; regulation of DNA-templated transcription. NCBI's taxonomy places the organism in Eukaryota, Metazoa, Brachiopoda, Lingulata, Lingulida, Lingulidae. Gene Ontology annotation, cellular component: nucleus; chromatin.